Aplysia californica (California sea hare) is the source of this 7643-nucleotide messenger RNA. Its product is annotated as platelet binding protein GspB. NCBI's taxonomy places the organism in Eukaryota, Metazoa, Mollusca, Gastropoda, Aplysiida, Aplysiidae. The record is from RefSeq and is a predicted model, not a curated record.
UGUGUUGUUGUUAUGUUUUGUCGCAGUGUGUGCGGAAGCAGCGCGGGUUUCUAAGAAACAGCCACUGCAGCGAUGCUUCCAUGAGCAGACCAGAUUCAUUUGGGAUAUAUACCACUUGGAUACUUGUUCAAACAUAAUGUUAUUGGACUGUUGAAAGGCAAGGGUUUGCCACGCCGUCAAGGGCUCCGGUUCAACCAAGUGAUUAACAUCAAAAUGCCCCGUACCGUGACGUCAUCACCCGUGAGAUGGAUCAGCAGGCGACACCAAAGGUUGUGACGUUAUAUGAGUGCAUAGCGUUUCUUUCAGACUUUCUGGUUGUGCUUGGACAUAAUACGGACUAAACGUUUAUAACAGCCUUUUUACGUCACUGAAGAGGAGUGAAGUCUGGGACGUUUCAAAGCGGUUUCAGUUUUAGUUGCCAGCCUAGACUGCUAUAUUUUAACAAUUGUCAGUGAAAGAGUUUACUCUUUAACCUUUGUUUGAAUUUCUGACCAAGACAGUUAUUAUUUCCUUUGAGUUUCUGAUGCGUCUAAAGAUGAAAACGUGCCUUCUGUUUGCCAUCCCAAGAUAAUGAGCGAGAUCUGAAGUAAUUUCCUGGAGCGGGUUUUGAAUAAAAGGAUAUCCGGCCGGAAGCAGGUCGUGUUACGAAUCAGACCAGGAGUUCUGUCCCUCUUCCCAAACCGUCGGAGAUUCCAGACGUCGUCUGAUAAUGGCGAGCGCCUCUAGCUGGACGAAGGCCAGAUUCUGACUCGUCGUCUGGCUGCCGGCUACCGGAAGUAACGCGUGAGUGCCAGAGAUUCCGAGAAGACGUGAGGAAGAGAGAUGGUAGAAUAUUUUAAUUAUUCUUAUUAUCCUAUCAGAUCGUCGAGGCAGAUGAAAUAAUUCUUGAGGAGGACUAUAGAGAAGUUAUAACCCCACAGAAGUGAAAAAAAAAUUGUGAAGUGUGAGGAUAUAUAGACAAAAAAAAGAGGCCAACCGGAUAAAGGGAAAAAUCACGCGCAAUUUCCUGAAAGAGAUGCUCCGGAAAGGGGCAAUUCUCAGACGUCCUACGUAGUCUCGACCGAGAAUAGAUUGGUGCGGUUAUUGUGCGCUGGAGAUUUCUUUCUUUGUGCUCCCGUGGAAGGCUUGUUGGAUUAUAUAGGGCAUACACCCCGGAGUGCUAGAGAAACAGGGAGAUAAUCGGAUACUGGCGUGUCCGGAGGACGAUUCCAAGAUGGCCGCCGUGAAGGAGUACUCCGGUGAUCCCGCCCUGGAGGAAGAAGAUAUCCGCGGCGACGGCAAGAAGAAGAAGUUCAAGCCCCUGUCUGCCGUGAGGAAACUGUUUGGGAAAAAGCGCAAAAAGGAGGAAAGUGUUGUAGCAGUGAAGGCCCAGUCUACCACAGCCCUACACUCGGAGUAUGUGGAAGAAGAGGAUGACGAUGGCGGCUUCAAGACCCACCAGAAGCCGCUGUCCCUGUCUGGCACAAGGAGCAUCUCUGAGGACAGCGUCUUCUCCCCGGAGGCCAGAGAGGCCAACAUCAGCGUCUUCCCCAAGUCAGCUGUGUCCGAGGAAAGCUUGCCCAAGUCAGCCUUCCAGCCAACACCAUCCGGAAAGAAGUCGAGCAACCGAGACAGCGACCAGAGCCUCAUCAGUGUUGACAGCUCCGAGAACGAGGAGGAGGACUUGUUUACAGCCAAGUGGAAAGCUUCCGUCCCCUCUAGAAAAUCUAACAGCGAGUCCAGUCUCAGUCAAGCCAAGAUGGAUUCUCUUGACUUCACUGGCAUAGAGAAGACAGAGGUGUUGAAGAGCAGCGCUUUAAAAGACAGAAUGUCCAUCAAGCCAAAGGGCCGUAAAGCUACCCGUCAGUCACGGAAGAAGAAAGAGAGUGCAUCUCCCCUGUCUCUGCCCAGUCUGAAUGAGGAGUCCCCUACGAGGUCAAGGCCAGAGGAAAUCCCCUCUCUGAAGCCAUCAGGAUCCCCAGUCACCAAAGAUGCAGUGAAGCCCACAGCUCUCAAGUCGGACGACAAGUCCCAGGUGUCAGCGUUUGGUCAGUCUCCGGCCAGCUCCUCUGGUUCUACCAAAGCUAAGGUGUCUUCCAUAACAGUUGCAUCAUCACCAGCAACAUCACCAUCGACAGCGGCGCCGCCUUCUUCUGGCCUGUCGUCUUCUCCACCAAAGGGGGUGACUGCUGCCUCCUCAAACAGCAGCACGAAGUUGUCGGGCUCACAGAGGUUCAGUGGUGUCUAUUCUCCAACGUCUGCAGGGGCCUCAGGGCCAGGCCAAACUCCCCAGGCCUCUAGUCAGACCACAGCUAACAGCAGCAGCAGCAGCAGCAGCAGCAACAACAUUCCUUCGGUCAGUUUAAGUGAGAAGAAGUCUGAUGUAUCAUCUGCCUCUGACAGAGGGGCGGAGGUCACAAGUGGCAGACCUCCAGUUGGUACCUCCGGCCAGAAACAGCAGCAGCAGCAAGAUGACGCAAAGUGUGCUGUGGAUAUUAAGGCAAGAAUGUCCAAUUUUCAAGCGUUUGGAGGGAGCUCCAAAUCGUCUGCCUCAGAGAGUCCUUCUCUGAAGGUGUCAGAUACGAACUCUAAUGUCACACUUUCACCAAAAGAGGACUAUAAACUGAAGCGACAGAACCGCAGUAAGACGUUGCCUGGGACAACAGAAGACCAGCAGCAGGCAUCCCCUCGAGUGCAGCGGGCCAGCUCACACAGAGUACAAGGCUCCCCAGCUAAGAUUGAGAUUUCCCAAAAAGAGCCUGUGGUCACCAUUUCAGAGAACAGCACCACUUCUGCUGCAUCUAUCGUAUCCACAUCAACAGCUUCUGCUACGUCAGGGCUUAAGACCAGCACCUCUUCCAGUGUGAGGAAACUGGACUCCUCUAGAUACUCAUCAGUGGACUCUGGCUCAUCAGCUUCAAGCGAACCAUCAUGGAUUAGUAUGGUGCGCAAAAAGAAAGAAGAAAGUGAAGCAGAGGUUGAGGAUGCUAAAAAUAAAACUGUCGACUCUGUUAAACAAGACUCUGCGAAGGCUGCCGCUUCGUCUGCUGCUAAAGCAGGAGGCAAUGCCUCCACUCCUAAAUCGGUGUUCAGCUCCUCAAGUUACUUAGAGAAAAAGAGAGGAAGUGUUGAUACGACCUCAGUGAAAGCGAAAGAGGCAAAUGAACAAUCUGUAAAGAAAACAGACAAUCCUUCAUACGACGGAAGUGCCAAGCGACCAAGUGUUGACGCUGGCUCCACUAAACGUCCGAGCAUUGAUAUUGGCUCUACCAGGAGAGAGAGUAUUGAGAUUAACAUUUCUGAGCUAAGUUCAGUAAAAGCUCUUAGCAGUACAUUUGGUAGUAGCAGUCGUGGUGAGAACACUAACCGAGUGGGGAGUCAGAAGGACAAUACAAAUACGGCUGGUUCUACUUCUGACAAAGCUAAGAUGUUUUCUUCAUCCGCUGGCAGCAUUUCCGGCAAUAACUGGUCUUCUAGUGUCAGUGAAGAUAAUGAGAAAAAGGCCUCAGAGAGCAGUGGAGUCAAACCUUCUGGUGUGGGUCACUUCCGUGGUGGUAGUGUCAAAACCUCGCCCACAAAGUCUAUUGAGGGUCGGUCUGCGUUCCCUAACAGAGGAGGCAGUGUUAAAGUUUCAUCCACUUUCAGUCAGUUGUCAGAACCACCAAGGACUGGAGGAGCGAACACAUCUGCUUCAUCCACAUCGAAACUGGAACAGAAAACAGACACCUCUGGAACCACAUCCUCAUCUUCAUCAGCAUCAUCAUCAGCACCUCACUCUUCCCAGCACGCAACUCAGUCAAAUUCUAGCACGUCUUAUCACGCACAGGCGGUAACAUCAUCUUCCUCCUCCUCCUCCUCUUCCGCUACCACCCCUGCCUCUACCUCCAGCUCCAAGAGUGGGCUGGGCACAUCUACUGGCACCAAAACCCAAACCAACACUGCUUCUAACUCUGCUAAACCACCCUCUGGUGUGCAAACCUCUGCGUCAUCAUCCUCCACCUCUGCAAACCCACCCUCCUCUUCCCAGUUUGGUGUGAAAUCCUCCUUUGCUUCAAGUUCCCCGAGUGUAAAACCUGUAAACUUCUCUGGUGUGAAGUCUUUAUCCUCCUCCUCAUCUCCGGCUUCGGGCAAUGUACCCUCCUCUGCUUCAGUGUCAUCAUCGUCAAACCCUGUAGCUGCUUCAGUGUCGUCAUCUGUUACACCCUCAAAAUCAUCAUCAUCAUCAUCAUCUUCAUCAUCAACAACUCCCUCUGCCCGGGCCAGCUCAGUGCGGUCACACUCCUCCUUUGUCUCCUCCCCUGCCUCCCGCCCCCAGCUCUCCACCACCUCCCCGUCCCUGUCGUCUCGCUCCUCUGGCAUCACCAAAUCACCCUCCAUGAAGGCCACAUCUACCGGUGCUCCGGAGAAGCAGGAGGAGAAGACGACCAACACAGCCAAAGUUCCUGCCUGGAGGGCCAACCUGCAGAAGAAGAAUGAAAUGAAGAUUGAAAUCAUCGAAAACUCAUCCUCAUCCUCAUCCUCUUCUUCUCAAAGCAAAUCUGAGAAUUUGAAAAAGAACAAUGAUAAUUCACGCGUGGCUGAAACAGCAAAGAAGACGGACUCACCUGCAACUGGAAGUGCACUCUUGCAAUCAGACAAAGCGUCAAACAGAUCUUCCAAAGUGUUGGACAUGGUAAAGAACUUCCAAAACCUUCAGGUGUCUUCAUAAGGCAGGAGCAGGGCAUGGAUGUGGAUUUUUGAGUCAGUCUGUUGCAGAGUUUUUGCUUAUUUGUAGUUUGUUAGUCAGUUAGGUUUGUAUGUUAUGGGGUUGUUUUUUUUUACAUUCUUUGAAUUGUCAGUGAUGUUUAAAUUUUCAAUGAGUGUUGAUGAUUAUUUUACUUUCAUUGAUUCAUUUUAUCAUCUUAUUGAUUUGAUUCUACAUUUGCUUUUUUUUGCUUUUGUGCACAACUUUUUUCGAUAUUAUUUGUAUGCAUUCGUUAAAAAAGUUGAUGUCAGCUCCAGACCAGUAGAAUUUUCCUUUAGGAAGGAAAAGGUAAAGACCAGGAGAUUGACUUUAAACUUAAGCUGCAUAUGGUUUCUUGACAUAAAGGUAAUAGCAAGUUUAUGAUGUGUAUUAAUUUACAGUCUCUGUAAUGUCAAACAUUAUUGAUUUGUUUGUAUGUAAGUUUCCUAAGUUAUAAAUCUGUACAUUCUCUCCGAACAAAAUAUGAAACAGUUAAGGGAAGUGUUAACGAAAGCCAUUAAUGACACUAGUUUGUGUUAUACAUUUUAAUUUUGCCUAUCUGUUGAAACUCAAAGUUGUUUGCAAUGUUGCCAUGGAUUUCAUUGCUUUCUGUCAGUAAUUAUCGAAACUUCAAAUUGUUAACAGUGAAAUGAUGUAAGUUUUAGACCAUGACUCCAGGUGGUUUGGGAUUGUUGAUAAUAUUAUGCUAGCAAAAAGAAGAGUCCUAACAGUUUCUUUGUUUUAAUUCACAAAGUUUCUAAAAAGGUACAGAUUUCAUUUGUUGUAUCAGUAUACACCAUUGGUUUCUGAACUGAUCAGAUAUUCUGAUUGUAAUGCUGAAGACUUUCAUUUCAUUGUACUCAUUUCUUACAGUUUAAAGCAUCCAUGCUAGACUGCCUUAACUUCUAAGCAGAGCAUGAUUAGACCUAAACCAAUUUUUUUAUGUCCUUGCGACUAGCUUUUUCUUAUGGGGGAUGUUAUAGACUCAUAAGAUUUCACCCAAGUUUUCAGACAUUUAUCAGUUUUUCAGAUUAGGUUUCAAUUUUAACUGCUUACACUCAAUUUAUCAAAAUAAAAUGCCUGAAGCAUUUCUGAGUAAUAUUGCAGGACCAUUAACUUUACAUUAAUUUGUGCUGGAAGAUCAAGGGGCCAAAGCACUCACCAAAUAUUUUCUGUAGGGGACAUUCCUGUGCUACAUUUUUGCACUUUUCUCAUUAAUCAUUAUUUGUAUUUUUUUGCCAGUCUGAAAUUUGUUGUAUAAUUACCUGCUCACCUAGUGUUAAUUUUACGCUUAUUUUACUUUUCCAUAAGAUGGACAACUUGAUUAGCAACAAUGCCUUGAAUGUACUAUGUUAUGAUCUGCCUGAACACUGAAAUGAUGAACAAACUGAACGUUUUGUUUGAAUAGGUUUCUGAGAGAAGCCCCAUGAUUUCAUUUUCAUUGCUUUUAUUUCUGUACGUCGGCUUACAAAUAAAAGAAGUAUUUUUGAAUGCACUGAAAAGUACACAGCUUGUGUCCUGGAUAAUAAUGGAAACACGGAUACUUUUUCUAUUCCAGGUAUUUUUUUAAAACAAGUACCCAAAAAAUUUCUUUGAUGUGCUGCUCUUGCCCAUUAGCAGUAAUAGCAGGGAAAUAUGUUAAUGCACUCUCACUAUCAUCGUGACCAGUAUUGAAUUCAAGGAGCUGUCAGUGCUGCCUGUAUGUCAGUUACGGGAUUACAAUACUCAUCCGUUGCAUAAAAUCCAACUCUCUAAAACCAAGAAGUUUUGUCAAUUCACAGCUGCUGAAAUAAGAUGUGCUCAUUUUUGUUGAUAACUUUCAAAGACUACGAAGUUAAUGACUCGAAGAAUCACUUUAGUUUGUAUUUUUGGAAUGUUUGUCCUGUGAUGAGUUUCUUGAAGAUGCACCCUUUUGAGAAAGACUUACUAUUUGAAGUCAGGAGGUACGAAAAGACAGUUAUUCCAAGUGUUGUUUAUAUUGUAAAUUAUUUUCUUAUAUUGCCUACCAUUAUUGCAGGCUACUUUUUUUUUCUUAAAACUUUAUCACAUUCCUCAUUGAUGUCAGACAGUCUGAUGGUAUUUUUUACAAAUUCUUUUUUGUUGUUGUUUUUAUGGUGCAAGUGAUGUCAGUGUUGCAAUAAGGAAACUAUUGCAACAUAUUCCUCUUCAAACUUUUCUAUUUUGUAGAUUUUUUUUCUAGCAUUACUUUAUUUUUUUGAUUUGUAGGUUUUGUGUUCAGAGCUGUUUGUAGCCUCCUUUUUAAAUAACUUGACAAAGUUGAAAGGGACAUUAGACCCAUAAACUUAUCGGACCAGUAUGUAAAGAUGUUGAUGUAAUUCUUAAUAUUCACCUGGCUUCUUCAAAUUCUUUGCUCUUUUCAGUAACCAAUUCAGCAGAACCAUAUAUGCUGUUAGUUAAUUUUUAGUUAAGUUUAACAAUUUCCGUAAUAUGAAGCCAACAUUUAUCCAAAGUAUAGUUAAAUCAUAUUUAUUGCAGAGAAGAAAUGCUUCAUGGCUCUUGUAUCAUUUAGUAAUGUUAUAUCCUCAGUCUUUCCACAGGUAUUAACUUUAUGUAAAUUGUUGUAGUUAAAAGAUUCCAGAUGUAUUUCUUUAUUAGACAGACCAUGCAGUAAUCUCCCCUUCAGAUACAGUUUCAUCAAAUCACGGAGAGAUCAUAUAUAAUUUUGCUUUCGCAUUUUAAUUAAAAACUGAAAGUAAGAUGUCCUGUAGUUUUGGUGUGAGAACACCACUUGUGAGCUGACUUUUCUGAGUGGAUGGAAUGUUGGUUGUAUUCAGAUUAAUGAGGUAGACAUGUUCAGCAAAAAAAAAUUUUUCUUUGUUGUUUUUUUAUUGUAGUAUUUGACUGAGAUAAGUUAUUCAUUGUUUUUUGUCUUUUGAAUGUGGAUUCACCCCCCCCCCCCAAAAAAAAAGAACAAAAAAAA